Molecule: messenger RNA, 6196 nt
Organism: Porites evermanni
Lineage: Eukaryota; Metazoa; Cnidaria; Anthozoa; Scleractinia; Poritidae
Source: the annotation of a GenBank genome assembly
AUGCAAGUGGGAAAGUAUUCUUCAUUGAAGUUACUUCUGAUUCAGGUGUUUGUUAUUUAUUUGUGCUUUGCAGAAGGUAAGCAGUGAAAUAGUUGUUAUUUCAAGUUAACACUAAAAGAUCUAUAGUCCUCUAUAAUUCAUGAAUGCAUAUAGCUGCUCAUAAUUUCCAAUUCUGUAAGUAAGGAAAAUGCUCUCUUAGCUUCUGAUUUACCAGUCGAUUAAUCAAACGCAGUAGUGAAUUGACAAAUUAAGGUACGUCAAUUUGAAAACAGCUUGCGGAUUAAAAGAAUUAUCAGUAGGUGUCACUUGUACGUGCCGAAUGUAAAAGAGGUAAGCCUGUUUAACUUCAACUGUGUUUUUAACUGUGCACAAUAUCAUUGUGCAAAUGUUAACAAUUUUGAAUACUUCAGUGAGUAGGAAUUUGAAUAAUUCUUUUGCAAGAAUUCCGACAAGAUUACUCAUUUUUGACUAAGAACUCUUGCGUGUGAGCCAGUCUAAACGUGUGCAGUAUGGCGUUUUUUUUCUGAGUUCUUCUCCGAACAAUUUUCAGAAGAGUCAUUAUUGAUAUUAUAUAUAAUUUUUAAUGAUGACUCAUGGUCACUGAGCUGUUUCGCUUAUUAGUUUCAAAAAAUAAAUUAAACUCCCACUAUCACGAAUACUGAAGGAGGCUUAGCAACGUUAUAGCCUGCCUUGCUGAACCCUUCGAUGAAAUAGUCAUCCUACGAUUAUAUACACUUAAUUUUCAAAGCUGGGAGGGAUGAACGUGAGCGCGUGUGAUUCUGCUUUUCACGAGAAGAGGCGAUAAGAUAAAUGAUAAUUAAACGACAAUAAUUUUAAAAAAAGGAAAAAGGGAUUUCACUUGUUGUCCAGUGAAGACAAAAACAUUGACCUAGUAACAACAGCACACCAAGGAACAAAUAAAACAAAAAUUAUUUUAGCUCUGUCAUUCUGUAUCCAACUACGAAUCACUUAGAGUAUGGUUCAAAGUACCGUUUGGAAUUCACGCGAAUCUAGACUUCACCCCCCGGGGGGUACUCCCAUGCAUUACCUAUACGGGUAUGUGCCGCCCAACGGGGUGGUGAUUUUGAAGCUCCUGAUUUAGAACGGGGUAUCCAUUUCAGAGGCGUUUUCUAGAACGGGGUAUCAAAAAUUGUGGAUCGCGGCUUUAUCUUCUGCUUAAAAUUGUUGCUCAUUAUGAAGAAGCAUUUAUUUGAUGUAUAAGUCGAACAAAUAAAGAAAUAUCUUUUUUAAAAAACAGGGCUAUUUCAAUUAACAAACUUUCUAGAACGGAGUAUAAACAAUUGGCCCAUUUCUAGAACGGGGUAUCAGUUUAAGGGUGAAUUCUAGAAGGGGGUGUAAAAAAUUGGCCCAUUUCUAGAACGGGGUAUCAAUUUUAGGGGAAAUAUUUUUUAGAACGGGGUGCCAAUUUGCAGUCCCGGGCGGCACAUACCCACCCAAAAAAUACCCAAGUGCUCCCCCCGGGACUUCACCUAACUUUGGCCGGGUUAGUCACUCGCUAUUAGAAAGUGCAAAGUACUGGAAAAAUCAAAACUUUUCUUCAACCAAGAUCUGUUGAGGCAUAAUGUUUGCGGUGAACAGAUUAAUAAUAAUAAUAAUAAUAAUAAUAAUAAUAAUAAUAAUAAUAAUAAUAAUUAUAAAUCUAUAACGCGCCUUUUCCAUGCAAAUAUGAUCAAAAGCGCGUGACAACACGUAAAUGUUAAAAGAAAAUAAAAGCUAAAAUGAGCAAAAUAAUUAAGGCUAAGAACAAACAACGCUAAAAAUUAAAUAAAGAUAAAAAAACACUAAAUAUAUUACAUAGUAGGUUAAAAAUUACAUAUCAAAAGCUAGUCUUAAAAGAUGCGUUUUAAGUAAAGAUUUAAAACGUUCAAAAUUGUCCUCAAGACGGAUGUGAAGGGGCAGAUUGUUACAUAAAUUAGGGGCAGCAGAUGAAAAAGCACUAUCCCCUAAAGUCUUUUUCAGUUUUAGACUAGGAUACUUUAACAUUCACGUGUAGAAGCAAACAUGGCUAGGAGGCAAGCAAGCCUUCAGUUGGAGAUGAUAUGCAAAAUUUGGCAGCUCAGGAAUGUGAUUCUUUUCAUGCCUUUCAAUUGACUCUGUCGGGAACAUUUGGUCGGUGCCAUUGUCCUUUUGUUUCCUUUCUCUCGCUUGGUGUUGUUUUCCUCUAACUAAAACAUAAAAUGAGUCAAAGGAACAACGAAAGGCGACCCCGACCUCGAGUCAGGAAAUUAGGCAAAGUUUUAAAAUCAAAAAGCGUUAAUCGUUUUAUUCCAACCGUAUACUGAUUGUACUAAGCCUUAGAGUGGAUUCCCAUUGCCGCGCAAUUUUUACGUGUGUUUUAAAUUUGCGCGCGCGCAAAUUUUAAUCACGUUAUAAUAAGAUAGAGGUAAGAUAAAACGCUGUUGAGCAUAAACGAGACUGAGUUGAGCGAAGAUCAACUUUUACGCUUACUUGCGACCUUCUGUGCAUUGUCUCUAUUUUAUUUGUGAACGUAAAUUUUACGCACGUUGCGUAUUUUCUCUAUUAAACGCCGGCCUCGAAAAAACGCCUGGUCUAAACUGGCGAUUUUGAAAUAAGCUCUUGGGCGUUUAAUCGAGAGAAUACGGUACGCACGUAAAAAUCACGCGACAGACCCUUUGAUAUGAGGGAAAUAUUGUAGCAUUUAUUCUAGGGGACCGUUCCUUAUCAGGUGGGGGUGGAGGGGGGGGGGGGGGGGGGGGCGGGGGGAAAACGCGCAGUGGUUAAAGAGGCGCUUUUAAAUAAAUGCUUGGGGGUUAAGAUCGGGAAAAAGAGGGAAGCAGGAAAAAAUACGCGCCGAGCCCUUUUGUAAGAGGGGAAAAUUUUGAGUUUUUUUUUGGGGGGACUCGUCUUUAAGAGGGGGGGGGGGGGGGGGGGGGGGGGGGGGGGGCCGGUGGGAUUUGAGGAGGGCCAUGCCAAAAAAUAGGGCAAGGAGUGGGGCAGGCAAAAAAAAAAUAUUGGGUGUAAAGGGGUGGUCACCAAAGGAAUUCUUUCAAGUUUUGCAGUGACGGUAUCUGUGGUAACGAAGUGGGCAACGGCAUCGAAAAUGUCACCCAAUUCGCGCUGCUUCAAACUUCAUCACUCUUAUUGCAACUCUUUUAACUUGUCAAAUGUUGGCAUUUUUUUUCAAGAGUUGAUUUCUAAAGGACUAUAACUAAGUUAGCAAAAAGAAAAAGAAAAUCGUUGCCUUGUGUUCCCGUCCUCCAUAAAACGUGAAAUUAGGAAGUUUCACGUAGUAUUCGUGCACGGCAAAGAAAUAACGGUGUCACUACGGCGACGGCAACGAGAAAGUCAUGCCCAAAAAAGCUGUAGGUUAAGGUUUGCAAAACAACAAUUUUGCACGUGCCUCACGCUUUUUUGUACAUUUCUUUGCUGUUACUGCAUGACUACGACGUGAAUUGCCUAAUUUCACGUUUUAUCGACGUUGACUCGGCUGGAAGGGUGACCCUUCUACCAGGAAGUGGUUUUCACAUUUACCGCGUCUAAAUUGACGACGUCAAUCGUGACUUAUUGAAAUAAAUGUUGUAAUAUAAAAUUACUGUGAAUUCGAUAUGUGAAUUUCGGUUGAUCAAAACCUCUAUUGCUCAGUUUAUUCAGUUGUUAUGAUUUUUAACUUUGUUUGUAUAGUAUUAAUUAAAUAGUAAAACAAUACGCCAACAAUAAUCAAGCUAUGAUUGGGGUAGUUUGAUGCGCCAAUGGAUACAAUAUUUUUUUAGACGCUGUAUUCCAUUUCGAACAAGCAGCAAUAUCGGUUGAUGAAGAUCAAGGAUCUGUUGUCGUUAAUGUCGUUAACACUGGUAAUACGAGCUUCAAUGCUACUCUGAGGUGAGAAUAUUACUUAUCAUUUGAGAUUUUCUUGAACCUUGAAGUAGAAAAAAGUCUACCGAAGUUGAUGUUUACUAUCAUCAUCAUCAUCAAAAUCUUCAUUAUUAUCUCUUCAUUAUCAUUAUCAUAAUCACCGUGAUCAUUAUCAUCGUUAUCUCCAUCAUCUUCAUCAUCGUAUAUCAUCAUCAUCAUCAUCAUCAUCAUCAUCACCGGUUAUAUGCACACAACUAACAACAACUUCAGCUCCUUAAAUACUAUUUCGCAACGUCUAGUCAAUUGCCAUAACGCAUGAUACGACACUACAAUCAUCAAUAACCAUGACAACAAUGUCAUCAUCAUCACUAUCGUCAUCAUACCAAAUUAACCAAUCACUUUCAUUCUCGAAAUCAACAACAACACAACAGUAGCAACAGCAUUAUCAAUGAAAUCAUCAAUUUCAUCAUCGGCUGCAUCAACAUUCCCACCACCAUUAUCGGCAUCGCCUUCAGUACUAUUAUCAUUUUCAGCAUGAAAUAACCGCCGUUAUCAGCAACGUCAAGCAAUAAUCUAGUCGCCAAGCUUUGAAAAUAUUAAGACGGAAUCCAUCAGGAAAUUGAGUAAUUUUUAUUUUCAGUGGACAAAGACCUUGUACCAGAAUAAUUUAAACGUCAAAUUUCACAAGAAUUGUGAAAAGACAAGUUAAUUUCUGAAAAUUUCGUGUGUAAUAUGUCGUUUUGUAAGAUUUGACAUUUAUUUUCUCUGGCUCUCAUGAAAAAAUUUUUUUAGCUCUUAAAAAAUGUAAAAAGAAAAUGCGAUAUUGUUUAAAUUACUCUGGUACAAGGUUUUUGUCCACUGAAAAUUGAAAUUACUCAAUGUCCUAAUGGAUACCGUCUUAAGAACUAGUCAUGGGCUCCUGGAAUUAUUCUUAUCAAAUUUAUUGCCAUCACUAUCAUCGUUAACAAUUCUGGUAAUUUAAACUUCUCUCCGAUGAGAGAAAGCAUAUACGAGAGAGGAUUUUUCAGGUAAAAGGAAGAAUUUCCUGUGGCUGGAAAAUAUCGCUAGGCUUUGUGAUCGUAAGACACAUAAUAAAUACUAUGACUGGUCCCGAGGGAAACAGUUGACUUUGUUUCCCGAGAAUCUCAAUGUGUCGAAACAUUGUGAUUUGUUAUAUAGCUGAAACUUUUGAAGCUGGAAAUUCAUUGAACCUCGCUGAGAGGCGGUCGUUGGUCAACAUUCGCGGGUAAAAGUGCACUGUAACCCUCUGACGUCAUAAAUUUUGCAAUGUUACCCGCUCAGCGAUUUUGGCGGGAAACAGUUUCAUUUUUAGAUGUCAUGGACCUCAAAGUAACCAAUGAGAGCGCCCGCUGCUGGGAAAAAAAUUCCACCUACAUAACACAGGACUAAUGUUUAACCUAGUGGUUGAAAUAUAGCUUUUGGAAUACGAAGUCAGGUUACGAAGGUUGGAGCGAUCUUUUAAUUACAAAAAAUGCGCAAUUGUUCACCAUUGCUCAGAUUUAUACCAAUACCCAUCUAGACGGAUAAUCCGACAAAUUCGGACAAAUUUAGAAGGAUUUUUGGUUUCGAGGAAUCGAAGGGAAAAAAUAAUUACCGUGGGUGCUUACCAUUUGACAGAUAAUGUCGGGAAUUUCGGGUGGAAAGUAAAUGGCAAGGUCACUUUUCGGAAAUUCCAACCAAAAAUUGAGGAGUACGUUUUGAGGUAGUCCUUUCAUUCCGGUUGGUACAAACCAAAUGGAAUGUCGCUUACUAUUUACCAUUUCUCGGUUCCUUCUCGGUUCUAGACUCGCGCUACACAAAUUCUCCCGUUCUUUGGAUUCAAACCGUAACGGAUGUGGCAAUUCUACCGUACACUGGUAAAUCGCUUACCAUUAUGCUUUCGACAACCCAACCGGAUUUUUCUGUCAAAUGGUAAGCACCAAAUGUUUCCGUCAUCGUUUCCGGGGAUAUGAACUUUGAAGCUGAAAGGUUUGAAUGGGCGCGUGUGUGUGUGUGUGUGUAUGUGUGUGUGUGUGGUUGGUGGCAAAAAUGUGAGAAUUAGAUCCUUAUUUCGUAUUCAUAUUUUACAAACAAGGAUUUUUUUUAUUCCAGGAUAAAUUUGUUGGAUGGGUCAGCCAAUGUCUUCGGAGACUAUGUACCGCCGGUGACAGGCGAGAUUUUGAAUUUUCAACCCGGUGAAACAGUAAGAGGUAUAACUAUCGUAAUAAUCGACGAUGAUUUGAUCGAAGGACCUGAGCAAUUUAAUAUCACUUUCUCCAUCGUUUCACCCAGCCCUGGUUUGACCAUCGGACAACCAUCAGUUAUACAAAUAACGAUUACGGAUGAUGAUGCGCCUGCACCU